UGUUUGAAUCUAUGUGUUUGAAUGAAUCCGUCCAUCCAUCCACCAUGCACUGGUCCGUUCAGCGGUGUCGACAUAUCCGUGUGUGUCCAUACCAUAUGAGUGUUCCCAUGCACCCACCCACCCGCCCAUCCAUCCGACAAGCCGUAUCACGUGAUGUCUUGUCAUGUCUUCUCCGUGUGUGUUCUCCGUGUGUGUGUGGCUGCCCACCCGUCAGACAGUCGGCCGCUCGCCUGUUGGAGCAUACAACCACAUGACCGGUCGGCGGACACAAACAACACACCCACAACACACAACACACGUGCACGAAGGCGAGCCAGCUGAAGGUAAACACUUGCCUGCCUCGCUACACGAACGCUCCCAUGGGCGACGUCAUUCCAUCGACCCACACCCACACGUAUGCAGCCGUCAUCCCUGUGGGCCCAUCACGUCUUUGUGGGCAAACGGACAGCACGACGGUCGAUGCUGCACACGUGUACGCAUACAUGUAGUAUGAGACGAUCGAUCAGUGAAGCAGUCAGAUAGGUACAGACGUACGUACGUAUGUAUGUGUCUUACGGGCCACGAAGCCCAAAAUAACGCCCACCAGUCACGUCAAACUCACUACGGUCCAAAUUACAUAUCAGGGCAGCCACACACACGCUCUCACUCACUCAGUCAUGCGCUCCCCCUCCCCCCCGGUGUCCCCCCAUGUGUGGAUGCACAACCAAUCAAAGACAGGCAAGCGAGACAGUGAGUCGCUUAAUUGCGGUUUCGGCUGGCAAUGACGUUCGUCUCCAGGGUGAGGCAGUCCGCGCGUGCCUGAGCAGCGGCGGGGCUGCGGAGGUGGGCGUCAGUGGACUUGACGUCGAUGCAGGCCUGCAGCUGCAGCUCGAUGGCCUUGGCCUCGUCGCCGUGCUCCUCGGCCCACUUCUCGUCACACCAGUCCCACAGGCACGACUGAGAUAGGGAGAAAGUGACAACACAGCACAGCACAGCACAGACACACCAUGGCAACUCUGUGUGUCCCUCUGUCUGUCUAUCUGUCUGCCCAUGUGCUGUCCGUACGUGUGUCCAGCAGAGGACGUCGAACGGAUGGCAAGACCAGCAGCAGUGCUUGUCAUCAUCCGGCUUGGCUGCAGUCAAUCAGUCAACGGGUAACAACACGCACCCAAUACAUGCGUGUGUGUGUGUGUGCGGUGUGCGUACGAGUGGGGGUCGUCUUGGGCGGGGGAGUGGUCUUCUCCAUGUGGCGCUUGUCGGGCAGGCAGGCAGAGAAGGAGCACUCAUGCUUCCAGCACUCGUGGUCAACUGCGUGACGCAUCAACCAAACCACAUCAGUGCGUGUGCGCGCGUGCGCGUGUGCGGGGAAGAGGUGGUGCUUGCUUACGGAUGUGGCAGUGGAGGCAGCACUUGCCGUCCCUGUCGUAAGGGUACUUGGGUCUCUCUGCACACACACACACACACACACACACACACGCACAGACAGACAGGCAGGCAGGCAGGCAGGCAGACAGGGAGCAUACCACAGCACACACACACCACACACAUCACAUGAGACAUGUCUCAUGCCUUCUUCCCCUCCCUCCCUCCCUCCCUCCCCGUUCCUACUGGUCGGCUUGGGCGUCGUGGUGGGCUCCGGUGUGGUCGUCUCGUUGUCACCGUCAGUGCCGUCAGUGCCGUCAGCGCCGUCAGCGCCGUCAGCGCCGUCAGCGCCGUCAGCGCCGUCAGCGCCGUCAGCGCCGUCAGCGCCGUCAGUCCCGUCAGCGCCGUCAGUGCCGUCAGUGCCGUCAACUGGCUCGGGUUCAUUCUGGAGCCGACGUGGCACUUCCUGUGCCGCCGCCAAGGCGAGCAGGCCGAUAAGGGCAAGAGCGAAGAGGGUCCUCAUCGUGGUGACGAUGCUGGCGGGGG
This is a messenger RNA of Vitrella brassicaformis, 1887 nucleotides long. The record is from the annotation of a GenBank genome assembly. NCBI's taxonomy places the organism in Eukaryota, Vitrellaceae.